AAGUGUCCGCUCCGCCCCGCGCCGGGAGCGCCAUGGAGAUGGCGGCGGAGAGCGGGACGGGAGCGGCGGAGCGCCGGGAGUUGUCGCCGCGCUCCCAGCAGCAGCUGCAGGAGCGCACCCCGCCGCCCCCCGCCGCGCCCCCCCCGGCCCCGCAGGCGGCCCCGCGCCGCUCCCCGCAGCUCCGCGUGCUGCUGACGCCGCUCCCCGCGCCGGGCCGGCGGCUGCCCCAGAAGCGGCUGUUGGGCGCCUACGAUGGGGCGGCGGGGGGGGACGGGAAGCGGCGGCGCGCGGAGCCCUCCAGCCCGGAGCGCGCGGACAGCGGGUCGGACGGCGACGGCGACGGCGAUAGCGACAGCGACAGCGACGGGACGGAGGCGGGUCAGGAUGGGAGCCCGCAGCUGUCGGCGUACGAGAGGAAACGGCUGAAGAACAUCUCCGAGAACGCCAAAUUCUUCGCUGCUCUGAAGCUGCACGAGUCAGCCGCACGACUCCACGAAAUCGCAGCUAAAGGAACAUCUCAGGUCGCCAGGAGGGCGAAGCCCAGGAAGGCCGAGAGCGGCACAGUGCAGCGCAGGUCCAUGCGGCUCCAGAGGAUACAGCCCCCGGAGGUCCCGCAGGUGGAGGCACCGGCACAGGAGGAGGAAUAUCCCCAGGUCCCCGCCGGACCGCUCCCCAUGGCCGCAGAUGGGCAGGAGGAGAAGAGUGAAACAGCACUGCUGGGCACCUGGCUGCAGCUGAGCGAGAUGAAGCAUAACGACACUGAAAAGCGCACGUGGGACAUGAAGAGGUACCAGGCUGCCCUGAGCAGCAUGCUGCUGCGUGAGGAUGGCGUCAGGAAGGUGGUCAGCAGCCGUGUGUGCUCCGUGGCCAUCCACCCCUCAGAGAGCACCGUGCUGGUGGCGGCUGGUGACAAGAAUGGGCACGUCGGGCUCUGGGACGUUAGCUGUACAGCCGAGGGAGGAGCGCACGUCUUCACCCCACACAACUCAUCCGUCAACUGCAUGCACUUCUCGCCCUCGCAGCCCGCACAGCUGCUGUCCCUCAGCCACGACUCCCUGCGCUGCGGCGACGUCAGCAGGGCGGUGUUCGAUGAGAUCUGCAGAAGCGAGGACGGGCUCUCCUCCUUUGACUUCCUGGAAGACAGUGCCUGCACGGCCCUCGUGGGGCUCUGGGAUGGCACGGUGGCUGUGGUGGACAGGCGGACCCCGGGGACGUCACCAGAGCUCCUUGCAGACAUCGGCUUCAAAGUGACGAGGACGGUGGCCGUGCACCCCGUGGACAGGCAGUACUUCCUUGCUGCAGGCUCUGUCGACGUCCGCGUCUUCGACGUGCGAUGGCUGCGGCGCAGCGGGAGCAGCGCUGUGAGCGCUUUGCGAGGGCACACCAAGAGCGUGGCCUCCGCCUACUUCUCACCCGUCAGCGGGCGCCGCGUGGUCACCGUGUGUGCGGACGACAGGCUGAGGGUCUAUGACACCAGCUCUUUAUCAGCCACCGCUGCCCUCCUCAGCACUGUCAGGCACAACAACAACACGGGCCGCUGGCUGACGCGCUUCCGCGCCGUGUGGGACCCCAAGCAGGAGCAGUGCUUUGUGGUGGGCAGCAUGGCACGGCCGAGGCAGGUCGAGGUGUUCCAGGACACGGGGGUGCUGCUGCACGCCUUCUGCAGCCCCGAGUGCCUGGGCUCGGUGUGCUCCAUCAAUGCGUUCCACCCCACCAGGAAUGUCCUCGUGGGUGGCAACUCCAGUGGCCGCCUGCACGUCUUCAUGGGGUAGGGGGGCGUGGGGGGGCUGUCCUGCAGCACGGAGCUGUGGGGGAGCAAACUGCAGCUGUGCUCUCUUGGGCACAAAGCUUAUCUUACAAGUGCUUUGUCUGUGUUUAUGGUUAGGCGUUCCUUUCAAUAAAAAGAUAUUAAUCUAAA
Molecule: messenger RNA, 1918 nt
Organism: Gallus gallus (chicken)
Lineage: Eukaryota; Metazoa; Chordata; Aves; Galliformes; Phasianidae
Gene: WDR76
Product: WD repeat domain 76
Exons: 13
Coding region: 33-1772 (579 amino acids)
Biological process (GO): regulation of DNA damage checkpoint
Cellular component (GO): nucleus
Molecular function (GO): DNA binding; protein binding
Source: RefSeq, a predicted model, not a curated record